Molecule: messenger RNA, 992 nt
Organism: Carya illinoinensis
Lineage: Eukaryota; Viridiplantae; Streptophyta; Magnoliopsida; Fagales; Juglandaceae
Product: ER membrane protein complex subunit 7 homolog
Exons: 7
Coding region: 162-782 (206 amino acids)
Cellular component (GO): EMC complex
Molecular function (GO): carbohydrate binding
Source: RefSeq, a predicted model, not a curated record
GAACACGGUAAGGUCAGUAACACUGGAUCGCGCAAUAAUAACGAAACGAAACGGUGAGUUCUGAGAACACGAAGAAGAGUCCCCGUCGUAUUCUUCUGGCUCUGAUUUCUCGUACUUUCCGCAGCCUGUUCCUACGAUCUGUGUUAUUAGCGGAAGCGACCAUGAGAUCCACACCGGUUAUUCUCUUGCUUUUGCUUCAUUCAUUGUUAUGCUUCUCCUCUCUGUCUUUGUCGCACGCCAUAUCAGCCGGUGAUGGGUACACGAUCAACGGUCGGGUGAAGCUUCGAAGUAUGGGUGCACAAGGUUUUGGUCUUCCUGGAAAAUUAUCAAAUGUCAAAGUUAUACUAAAUGGAGGCCAAAGGGUUACUUUUCUGAGACCUGAUGGAUAUUUCUCGUUCCAUAACGUGCCAGCAGGAACUCAUCUAAUUGAGGUGGAUGCUAUAGGCUAUUUCUUUUCUCCGGUCCGAGUUGAUGUCAGUGCCAGAAAUCCAGGUAAGGUUCAGGCAACACUUACAGAGAACAGGAGGGGUCUGAAUGAGUUGGUUCUAGAGCCGUUGAGAGAGGAACAGUAUUAUGAGAUUAGAGAACCCUUUUCCAUCAUGUCUCUUGUGAAAAGCCCAAUGGGUCUGAUGAUGGGAUUUAUGGUGGUGGUUAUGUUUCUAAUGCCCAAAUUAAUGGAGAACAUGGACCCUGAGGAAAUGAGGCGAGCACAAGAAGAAAUGAGGAGCCAAGGGGUUCCCUCUCUGGCGAACAUGUUACCUGGUGGUGCUGCCAGGAGUUAAGAGGAUUAGUUUGAAAAACUGUGAACCACGGGCCCCUUCUCUGUUCCAAGGCUGAAAGGUUAUGAAAAGUUUGAGGUUGGAGCCCCUUUAGGCCUUUGUUAUAAUCAAGCAAAUAUGCUCUGGGACAUUUAUCUGAAUUUAUGCUCUCAAAUUCUGCUUCUUUUUUGUUGGUACAUCUGAAAUAAAGGUUUUUAAUAUUUGGGUUUGUGA